AUGAACUCUCAACCGAGCUGGCUGCGGGACAACGUCAUCGCCGUCAAUGUGCUUGCCCUCGUCAGCAUUGUGCUUCGGUUCGUCGCUCGACGCAUCCGCAAAGUGGUUAUAGGUGCCGAUGACUAUCUCAUCGUUGUAAGCUUGGUGGAUCUCCCCGCCGAAAGGUCGCUGAUGGUGGCCAAACUGCUCUACGUCUUUGAGAUCAUUUACGUGAUCAACCUCCUAACUAUCAAGCUUUCAAUCUUAAUGAUGUACCGCCGUAUUUUCACCAACAUCUCUCGUCUCUUCCGCGUGGGCGCAAUGAUCUGUGGUGCGGUGGUCACGCUCUGGGCCACUGCUUUCGUGCCCACUGCCAUUUUCCAAUGCACGCCGGUGGCCAAGGCGUGGGAUAUCGAUAUACCUGGUCACUGCAUCAAUCUCCAACUUGGUUUUUACUGCGUCGCGCUACCCAAUAUUCUCACCGAUAUUGCCAUUCUAUCGCUUCCCAUUCGAUCGUGUUGGCAAUUACACAAGAGCGUCCUCUACCGUCUGUCCCUCAUUGGUGUCUUCAUGUUGGGUAUUUUGUGA
This is a messenger RNA of Aspergillus pseudotamarii, 567 nucleotides long. RefSeq lists its product as uncharacterized. NCBI's taxonomy places the organism in Eukaryota, Fungi, Ascomycota, Eurotiomycetes, Eurotiales, Aspergillaceae. The record is from RefSeq and is a predicted model, not a curated record. The coding region runs from base 1 to 567 and encodes 188 amino acids. The transcript is spliced from 3 exons.